This is a messenger RNA of Symbiodinium sp. CCMP2592, 7176 nucleotides long. The record is from the annotation of a GenBank genome assembly. Lineage: Eukaryota; Dinophyceae; Suessiales; Symbiodiniaceae.
AUGAGUAUUACUGAGAGUGAGGCCAAUUUCAGCUCCCGGGCUGCGAAACUCGGCUUGAAAGCUGAGGUGCUUCAGCUACUUGUUGAUGGUGGCGUCAACACUCUUGCCAAGUUUGCUUAUGUGAGCAGCUUCAUUCCAGGUCAGAGUGAUGAGGGUCCUUUUGUCACCUCCAUAAAGGACUUGUUGAAGAGGGAUGCUACCGUGGGGGAGCUCUCGGUGUUGCGCCGACUGCAUUCUGAGGCCUUUGCUUUGGUCGCGGCCGAGCUUAAAUCUCAGGUUGAGCGCACCACCGAUGCACCAGCGAGGAGUCUUGCCGCUCCCGACCGAGCGGAUCGUCUUGCUCGUCAAGUGAUGCGGUAUCCAGGCUUGACUAUCGCUGGGCCUAAUGAACCGAGUGACAGGUCAGUGGACAAGUGUUGUCAAAUGUAUGAAAACAAUCGCCUUACUUAUCUGCCGCUGAGUUGGUGCAUGAGCAAGGACGAUGAGACUCGGAAUUCCCGGGACAAGGAGGAUCGUACCCUCACAGUUGACAAUAGCGGUAAUGUUCACAUCAAGAACGCCGACAUUCGGGGUGAAGCCGACUUGAGCACUGAUUUGUUACUCAGAUUCGCCCUCACUCGGCGAGGGCUGGCAAUGGAACAGGCCGGACUGCUGUGCUUUAAAGAACAUGAGAAAUGGGCUGAGCGCCUUUUGCACUCCAGGUAUCGUGAGGUGCCCUCGGGAUACAUUCGAGUCAGCAUACAGCAGUUGCUUCAAGCUGACAAGCAAUUGUUUGUCACCGCUGCUAAUGAAUGCCGCAGUGGAGUGCAAGUCACGGAGACCGGUCGUCCAUUGGACGAGGCGUGGAUGCGUUGCGCCGAUUUGACCGAGGUGUCUCAUCUGCUGGCUCCUCUCGCGUCGCCUCCUCCCGCUAAGAUUCCCUUUGAGAGACCCACUCCGUAUGGCCGGGCCCAGGCUCCUGCUCACAAACUUGCACGCGUUUCACUUCAAACCAAUCUUCAGACUGAUGAGGUCAAGGCCGUCGAUGAAAUUGAGUCGAUCAGUAGUGCCAGUCUUGAUCACGAAUUCAAGGGUUCGGUCGAGGAUCGAGCUCUAACCCUGCUGAACAGUGCUGAUUUUGUCUCCCCCACUGACUUACUUGAGAUCUUCCAAUCGCUCCCCACGGAAGCUUCUGUCCGAGGCGACCCGACGCAAGGAGUAUCUUUCUCCACAGGUGCCUAUUGCAGAGUCAAGGUUGGGUUGCGACACAAUGUUUCUCUUUUCCCGAACGUGACCAAGUUGACCGCACGCUUUGUGCGUCAGCAGCUGCCCAGCUUAAAGUUCACGAGCUUAGCAUUCUUUCACAACGUCCGAACCACACCUCAUGUGGAUGCGCAUAAUUCUUCUUUGCCCAAUGCUGUGUUCGCACUGUCUGAUUGCGAUCAGGGACAGGUGUGGGUUGAGAGACCAGGCGGCCAAGCUUGGUGCGAGGUGGAUGGCGAACUCCGCAGUGGCGUCGAACUUAGCUUGGAUGGCAAUCAUGCCGUCUUCACCGCUCGCCGGUUGACUCACGCCACCAGAGCUUGGUCGGGUGAUAGGGUGGUUUUAGUUGCUUUUUCAGUCUCCGCCAUUGAUCACCUCAGUGCGACUGAUAGUGCUACAUUGACCGAGUUGGAAUUUCAGCUUCCGCUGCAAGCCGACAUUCUUGAUGCCGAACAGUCGCCACCGGUGUGCUAUGAAGCGCCGGUCGUUACCAAGGGGUGUGCUACUGAUGAGUUUCCGAAACCACUCGUCGUCGAACAGCCAAUUGCUCUCCCGCGUCCUGUUUCCUCCAAGUCAGGUUUAGCCCCCCUAGCCGAUUCCGGAAAGUCUACUGGUCAGGUUCAGGCCAAGCUGGGUGACCAGCCGGGUAUUGUGCUUGAGCUGUUUGCACGUGCAGGCUCUCUGUCCCGAGCCUUUCAUCAAAUUGGUUUUGAGGUCAUGCCCAUAGAUAGGGGAAGUCACCGGCUUCCGUUGGCUAAGCUGUGCUCAUUGGAUCUUGCCUUGCCGAGCUCGUGGCAGUAUCUCGCGCAUGUGCUUGACAACUAUCAUGUUCGGUACGUGCAUAUUGAGUUGCCCUAUGCCACUUAUGGACCUAAGCAGGGCCUCCGCCGACUGUCCCAUGGAUCUGUCGUUCCUGAGGGCGGUGCCGACGCCUCUCGGGUUCAAAGGCUCGCCUUAGCCGAUUCCUUGUUGGAACAUGUCAUCACCUUCUUGCAACGAGUUCACCAAAUGGGCAUAGCCUGGACCCUCGAGCAUCCGCAUUCCAGCCUCCUGUGGCAUAUGCCUGCUGUGCGCCAGCUCGCCAACACCACUACUGUUGUGUACGAUUUGUGUGCCUUCGAUUCUCCGCAUCGCUUGCGGAGGCAACUGCUGACGUCUUGUAGUGCACUCAAGUGUUUACAGCGGGUGUGCCAGGGUAAUCACAGUCACACGCCUGUGACUGGCGGUGUUGAUACCCAUCCCAGGCUUUUCUGUCAGCAGCUUGCCCAUGCUGUGGCCAAACACUGUGGCGUUGACCCUCUUUCUUCUCCGCUGCAUCCCAGCCCUCCGCCUGUCACACAACAGCGUCGAGGUAAAAUUGGUGCGAGCCUCAUCAGAGAGUUUGGUCGCGUCUGCAGCUGUCGAGUGCCACAGAUUCCGCCUGUGGAUCAUAAAAAUUGUUUGCAGCACGCUAUCGAUGACAUCCCCGCCGGAUCCAAGCUUCUCGCCACUGAGGAUGCGGGGGAGUCGGGUGGCUUCGAACUUAGUGUUGGUGUGUAUGCAACACCGGAUGAGUUUCUGGAGGAGGCCAAAGGAUUGCGGCAUCCCUUUGAGACGUUUGCUGUCAUCCCCGACGAGGUCGCCGAAGGGUUCUUGGAAGGACCGCUUACCGAAGAAGAGCUUACGAGACGGUACGGUGACGCAUGGGCCCCUGUGCGCCGGUUCGCCGUGAUUCAGUCUUCUGGAGGCAAGCGCAAAUUGAGACCGAUUGACGACUACUCUGAGAAUCUAGUUAACGGGUCUUUUUCUUAUGGGGAUAAGUUGGAUCUAAGGGCACUCGACGAGAUCAUUGCAAUAUGUCGGUUCUGGAUCCGAGCUCACACGACAGAUCAUCAAUUCUUCUUGGACAUGACCAGCGGACCACCGUUGGUUGGUCGAGUGCACCCUGCUUGGGCGGGUUCGUCUUGGUGUCCUCAGCUGUGCACUUUUGAUUUGAAGAAUGCUUAUCGCCAAUUUGCGUUGAACCCGAACCAUCGUGCUUUCUCAGUCGUUGCCCUUCUCAAUCCGGAUACGGGCGACCUGGGAUUGUUUGAGGGCAAGGCAUUGCCUUUCGGAAGCACAUCAUCCGUGCUCCACUUUAACAGGUUGUCGAGGUUGCUGUGGCGGAUAGGAUUGGAGGUCUUCUUGUUCUGGGCCAACUUCGUUGACGAUUAUCCAGUGAUGAGCCCUUGCUGCCUUUCAAGGUCCACCAUGGACACUUUGCUCGUUUUGUCCUCGGUGCUUGGCUUUUCUGCAUCCCUUGACAAACUGAGCCCAUUUGCAGACGUCGCGUCCAUGCUAGGGGUUGAGAUUGACGUGAAAGGAGCCAGGGAAGGUGUCAUUCGGAUCAGGAACAAGGAAGGCCGAUCCAGUGAGGUGUGUGAUGCCAUCCGUGAGUGUAUUGGUGAAGGCUGCAUCAAGAUGCGUACUUUUGCCAAGGUUGCAGGUCGUGUGCAGUUUUCCGAUGCACAGGUCAUGGGUCGAACCGGCAAGCUCGCAUUGGCGGAGCUGAGAGCCGCUUCCACACGCCACGCCUCCCGGUUUGUUUUGGGUUCCCGCGAGAUCGAGGCUUUCGAGUUUCUCAUUGACCGCCUUUCUUUCGGUUCCCCUAGGGUAGUCCCUUGUGUGGUUGCCCCUAAGCCUGUUCUGAUCUUCACGGACGGAGCGAGCGAACAGUCUGGCAAUACCGUUGGAGGUAUCCUUUACUCUCCUUCUGAUGCGCGGCCCCGAUUCUUCUCUUGCGAGGUUCCUUGUACCUUGACGAACAGGUGGAGGCAGCAUCUGAAACACAUUAUCGGACCCGUUGAAGCGUACGCUGUCGCCGUGGCACGCAAGGCUUUCCACCAGUACAUGUCUGGACAGUAUUGCCUUUUCUUCAUAGAUAACGACGCUGUCCUUCUCAGCUAUGUGCGAGGAACAUCUAACAGUGAUCACUUUCGAGAGCUGCUUCUCACAUGGGAAUCCUGUGAGAAACAUGGCCUCUCGGAAGCUCUCAUCAAGGUGGCAACCGAUGCGGGGUGGACUCUGUCCACCUUCCGCCAUGCGGCGGAUUCCCCAGCUGAUCUUGAGAAAGUGAUUCCAGACAUAUUUGGAUCUUCAGAGCUUUCCCGUCUUCAGAUUGCGCAAGUUCGAGCAGCGUGGGCUGGGUUGUCGAGCAGCGCAUCUUCGGCCCCGCCUGCAGUUCCCACAUCAGCUUCAGAGACUAGUUCUUGGGUAGAAACCUUCGCGCCAAAAAUCACAGCUUUGAAGCUUACGGAGUACAAGAAAGCCUUUCUUGCUGCAUACACGAGCGAGAUAUUGUCUCCAUGCUCAAUGCCUUCGCUUCGUCUGGUAUCUCUAGCUGCUCAUCAAGAAAGUAAGAAAGACUACAAGUGGAUUCCCUGGAAGCAUCGCAUGUCAGAAGAGAAAGCGGCCGAGCUUCAAUUGAGUAGGCCAGCCAAACAGCCGCGUUUGGAAGCGCUCGGCAUUUCCAGUUUGCUUCUUGAUGAGCCUCCCACGUUGGAGGUGGGCGAUAACUUCAUGGGGGUCAGUGCAGUGCAAAGGAUCUUAGCAAUCCACGAUGUUGCACUGGCCAUGGUAGGCUCUUGUCACCUGGCUCGCCUGAAAGCUUAUAGUAGCAAGUUCAUACAUCUUUUGUCUCAGCGCCACGAAGCUUCAUCAGGCUUGCGAGCUCCCACAAUUCUAGAGGCCCAGCUGGCUGAUUGCAAAUUGUGGCAGGGGAUUUACGCUCUGGUUCUUGAGAAGGAUUGGAACUUGAACGAUGCAAUCUUCGAGUAUACCGAAAUCAGGGGUGACAUGUCAAAUUUGCUUCAGGCAAGGGCUAGGCCCCCUCCGCCCCUGCGCUUCAAUGAGAAAGGCAUCAAGGGCAAAGGGCUUGGUCGCUUCAUGUCGGAACAUUGGAAGGGCUACAGCUUUGAAGGCAAAGGCAAAAGCCCCGGCAAGGAAAAAGGUCAAUGGCGAGACCAAACAAUUGUGCAUGCAGUGGCAAUCCGGGAAAUGCAGCAGGGGACCCGCUACGUGUUCAUGCGACACCUGCGAGUUCUCGACCUGCUUUUGCUUCCCCGUGCAGGGUGCUUCUUGCAGGGAAUCUUUUCCUGGCGUGGUGCCCGGGUCGGGCAUAGCAUCGGAGCAUGUGGGCCACCUUUCCCGCUUCGCACACCGGAAUACCUGGAUGGGGUGGACACGGUCAUGUUGAACAACCUCCAGGAGCAAUGUCCUGGGAAGAAAGUUGCCUACAGUCCUGGAUUCAUGAAUGCUCAGCCUCUCUGGUCUGGGUGGCUGCGUGCGGCUAUGGCCUGCCUUGGGCAAAAUCCUGGUUGUUUUCUUCCAGCUAUGCGCCAUUACGGAACAUGGGCUGUGUUUGCGAGCGUGGGCGUGAUUCACAUCAAGUCAUGCGCGGCCCUCACACUGGUGCCACGUAAGCCCAUGGAUCAGCUACCAUAUGCAGUUCAUGAUGGGGCGGGUCGUCAUUCGCACGCUGAUUGGAGCGCUCCCCGCACGCCAGAUCUGUUGCGUAACUUGCGCUCUUUCUUGCUUAAGGCCACUGCAUCCAUGAACGGCCCCUCCCGCCUGCUUCAGCGUCGCUAUGAGCCCAGCAAAGAACCGCUUUUCUCAGCUUCAGAGGUUGCUUCGGUUAGGGCAGGGUUCUUCUCGGCAUUAGGCGUUGCGGCUCCGGCCGAUGCUUGGUUACAGCGGGAACAUCAGCCUCUCUGUUUGAAUGCCUUGGAAGCUGUUGCUCAAACAUGCUGCGACGCUGAUACAACUUUGUUCCCAGAGUUGAAAGCAGGCGUUCCAACAGGCUUUCAGUCGGAUAUCCCGCCUUCACACAAUUUUUGGCCUAACACUCGUGAAUCUUUAGAUGACAUACCACUUUCGAUUCACUUGCAGAAUUGGCGCUCGGCUACAGUGGAUCCCUCUGUUACUCGCAGACUGCUUCAAGAAGAACUCGAUCAAGGUUUUUGCUUCAAAUUCAACGGAUCGUUGGCCGAUGCCCAGCGACGCUGGCCCCUAGGGGUUGCGCUUGGCAAACUUUCGGUUGUUAGGGCUCCUGGUAGAUCAGAAAGGCUUUGUCUUGAUAAUUCGGUUUGUGGCACAAACGCGAAUUGCACCGUGCCUGAGAAGCAGCACAUGCCUUCAGCUCGAGACGUCUUGCAUUCCUAUCCCCUGCGUGAAUGCUCGCAGAUUCAGGGGGCACUUUCGAUUGACAUCAAAAGCGCUCAUAAGCGCUGCGUUGUCAAAGAUGCGGAACAAGGACUGCUUGGGUUCACAUGUGAGGAACCAGACGGGUCAAAUGCCCUCUAUUUCUAUCGCACAUGCCCAUUCGGAGCCACGUUUGCCCAGCACUGGUGGGGGCGACUCGGCUCAUGCAUAUUUCGCAUUCUUCAUAUUCUCAUCUACAUAGCCCACACAGGCCAUUUGUUUGUAGAUGACUAUCUCUUUUCUCAGGCGAUGUCCAUUCUUCCAGCAACGAGUGCCAUGAUUUGCAUGUUCAUGCAGAUCAUGGGUGUGCCUCUUUCCUGGCACAAACUGCAGAUUUCUGUUCGGGUCACUUGGAUAGGUUGGGACUUUCAGUACUCUGCCGGUAUUGUGUUGCUUAAAGAAUCAAAACGCUUGAAACUGCUGGGCAUGGUGCAAGAUUUGCGUAAAAACCCUCGCUUGACGAAAAAGGAUUUGGAACGCUUCAUUGGCUUAGCGCUGUGGGCUACAAGCCUUUUUCCGGUCAUGAAGAGCAUGCUGCAUACUUUUUAUCACGAUCUCUACAGCCCAGCUGCUACGAACUACAGCAUUCCGCCAGAGCGCUGGCAUGAAAUCGCUAGAUACUUGUCGCCGGAGACCAGCCCGAAGAAAGCAGCAUGCCUAGAAUGUGACAGGAGAGGGCCUGAGGGCGUAAAACGGUUGGGAUUCAGGCUGGUGUGA